AUGGCUCCUUCCGUCCCAGAAGCCCUCAAAAAGAAGCGACAGGCUUACCAGGCCGCUCUCGCCAAGCGAGCUCUUGCUCAGCAAAACGCCAAGAAGGCUAACACCCUCAAGCGACGAGCUUUGAUCAAGCGAGCUGCUUCCUACGCCAAGGAAUACGCCGCCGAAGAAAAGCUCAAUAUCGCCCGAGCCCGACAGGCCAAAAAGAACGGAAACGUUUACGUCCCAGCUGAGCCCAAGCUCGCCUUCGUCAUCCGAAUCCGAGGUAUCAACCAGGUCUCUCCACGAGUCAAGAAGAUCCUCCAGCUCCUCCGACUCCGACAGAUCGGAAACUCCACCUUCGUCAAGCUCAACAAGGCCACUAUUAUGAUGCUCAACAUCGCUCAGGCAUGCAGCUUGAUGGAUCCUUGCGAUCUUGGGCUUGACACUGUCCGAGAGCUGAUCUACAAGCGAGGACAUGGAAAGGUCAAUGGCCAGCGAAUCCCACUCAAGGAGAACGCCGUCGUCGAAGGUUCCCUCGGAGAAGUUGGACUCCAGUCCGUCGAGGAUCUUAUCCACGAAAUCUACACCGUCGGACCCAACUUCAAGCGAGCCAACAACUUCCUCUGGCCCUUCAAGCUCUCCACCCCCGUUGGCGGCUACCGACGAGUCACCAACCACUUCGUCGAAGGUGGUGACUUCGGAAACCGAGAAGACAAGAUCAACAACCUCGUCAGAAAGAUGAACUAA
Oikopleura dioica is the source of this 726-nucleotide messenger RNA. The record is from the annotation of a GenBank genome assembly. NCBI's taxonomy places the organism in Eukaryota, Metazoa, Chordata, Appendicularia, Copelata, Oikopleuridae.